Messenger RNA from Cylindrotheca closterium, 1779 nucleotides. Lineage: Eukaryota; Bacillariophyta; Bacillariophyceae; Bacillariales; Bacillariaceae. The record is from the annotation of a GenBank genome assembly.
AUGAAGCAAGGUCGGUCGAUAGGUCGAAAACGACGCCAUCGAUCACACGAAUUCUUGCAUCCCAUCCUAUUCUUGACAUUGGCGAUUGUGACUUCUACCACCAAUGGCUUUGCACUUCCCUUGUUUUUGCUCAAGAAUAAUCAGAAUGCUUUGAAAAAGACCACGACCUCGGACUUGGAGUCCACUCGAUCUGUCAGUGGUGGCACCAAAACCGUCAGUGGUACUACGGAGAAUACGAAUAAUAAUAACAACAAUACAGAUGACGAGGACGGUGCCAAUUGGGAUUCCUGGAUGAGAAAGGGACGCAAAACGAGUUCUCUUGUCUAUCGGGAACCAGAAGAAUUGGGAGGGAUUGUUCGUCCCGAUCGUUACUCAUCCAGAGAUUGGCUGCACAAUACACUUUCUCUUCCCAACUCUGCCAUUUUGCGUUCCAUCAAAAUCCCAGUUCUAUUUAUGACAUCUUGGGCCACCUGCCUGUCGUUGGUCCAUCGUCACCUCCUGAAAACAAAUCCUCUGGCAGCCGAAAUGAUGUGCAUUGUCACCACACCGCACCAGCUCAUGGUGUCGGCGCUGUCCUUGCUCUUGGUCUUUAAAACAAACUCGGCCUACCAACGCUUUGCGGAAGGCCGCAAAAUUUGGGAAGAUAUUAUCAACCAAUCUCGCGACUUGUAUCGAAUGAUGAUGCUGUAUGAAAAUCAAAUUGGCAAGGGGAAACGACGACGCCUGCAACGCUUGUUGGCAGCCUUUCCAUACUUUUUGAGACAUCGGAUUCGACCCAAUCUCGUCAUGUAUCGGUUGGACGAUGAGGAAAAUGUGCGAGAUCCCAAAAAUACCAUUGUGCUCUACCAGGACAAGGCGGUCAGCGAUUUGGAUCCCGAUGCCACAGCUGUGGCGACUCAAGAAGAGUCGGAAGGAAAUUCUCGGCGUCGUACACGGCCACUCUAUUGGGUCGAUCGACGCACACUUCCUUGGCGACUAUUGCCGGAAUCCGCCAUGGAAUCCUGUGCCCGGGCCCAAAAUCGACCCCUUUGGGUCUGCGACCGCAUGGCCCAAGAAUUGCGAAACGUACCCGAUCAACCUGAAUUUAGUGCGAGGGAACGGCUGUCGCUAAUGGCCCGGGUCGAAAAAUUGUCGGGGUGUGUGGGAGCCUGCGAACGGAUUCAUCAAACGGCAGUUCCCUUGAAUUAUGCGCGGCACUCGUUGCGAGCCUUGACGUUGUGGUUGUUUACCUUGCCAUUUGCUCUGGUGUCUUCUCUUAAACUCAUUACAGGUCCCGUCAUCUUUUUGAUUAGCUGGUUGUUGUUUGGUGUUUAUGAAAUUGGGUAUUCCAUUGAAGAUCCCUUUCAAGGAACCCUCCGAUUGUCGGUUUUGUGCGAUUCGAUUCGACGUGAUGUUUUGGCGGAUGAAAUGAUUCGCAACACUGCCUUUCAACUGGAGGACGUUCCUACUGUCAUUCCAACGGGAGAAUCGGACUAUGAAACUACGCCCAUUUCGGAUAGUGAGGAACAACAGAAGAAGGCAAAUGAACCCGUUCCAAUUCCCGAUAAUGACACACCAGCACUCAGUCCCCCCGUAGCCAGUGCGGAGAGCGUACCACCACCACCGCCACCACUACCAUCAGCCCCAGAGGAAGCAACAACAACAGCAGCAACAACAACAACAACAACCACGACACCACCACCACCACCAUCCGACAAUGGUAGUAGGAUUGAAGUCGAGGAGCUGCCCGAGCUACCCUCGAGAACCAAUGGACAAUUUUCGGAUUCGCGGCGCCCAUGA